Messenger RNA from Akanthomyces muscarius, 2385 nucleotides. RefSeq lists its product as uncharacterized. Gene Ontology annotation, cellular component: cytoplasmic stress granule. Gene Ontology annotation, molecular function: mRNA binding. The record is from RefSeq and is a predicted model, not a curated record. The transcript has a single exon. The coding region runs from base 1 to 2385 and encodes 794 amino acids. Gene Ontology annotation, biological process: mRNA splicing, via spliceosome. Lineage: Eukaryota; Fungi; Ascomycota; Sordariomycetes; Hypocreales; Cordycipitaceae.
AUGCAGGAUUUGAACGGUUCCGCCCAAAACAGCGGCAAUUCGGGACGCUUUCCCGGCCACGCCUCGAAGCCCUCCAACAGCGAUACUGGCUUUUCCCAUGGAGCUUUCACCUCCAACGUCUCUGGCUUUGCCGAGAGACAUCCUCGCCGUGGCAACAUCCCCUCUCUCAACACCCAGGUGAACCAGGGGCCUGGUGCCAACGCUUCCGAUGUCGCCUCUCCAGGAAACGCUUUCGAUAUGCAGUUCACACCCCUUCUCCCGUCGCAGCUCCUCAUGGGUAGCCCAUUCCAGCCUGGCAGUCCUGCUGCCUUUGGUAGCCCUCAAUUCCAGUCCCUCUCCGCUUUCCAAGGUUCUCAUCAGCAGCCUCAGGCCAGCCAGCAGCACAGCCAGCAGCACAGCGGCGGCAUGUCCAGCCCUACCCAGCAGAACAUGUCCCCUCAGCAGUACCAUGCCAUGGUUUCGCCUUCUCAGUAUGGGGCGCCUCAGUUCUUCCCGCCUCAGUCUCCUACCGGUGGCUUCAACAUGCAGCCAUCGAUGCAGCCUGGCUCGCCCGUCUCCAUGAACGGCCCCUCGGCCAAUGGAACCAGCCGAACCGUUUAUCUGGGCAACAUACCUCCCGACACAGCUGCCGAAGAGAUACUUGGUCACGUUCGCAGUGGCCAAAUCGAGUCUGUCCGUCUGCUUCCCGACAAGAACUGUGCCUUCAUCUCCUUCCUCGACGCCAGCUCCGCCACCCACUUCCACUCUGAUGCCAUCUUGAAAAAGCUCUGCAUCAAGGGUCAGGAUAUCAAGGUUGGCUGGGGCAAGGCUUCUUCAGUUCCCACAUCGGUCGCCCUCGCUGUUCAACAGUCUGGUGCUUCCCGCAACGUCUACUUGGGCAACUUGCCCGAGGAGGUGACUGAGGACGAGAUUCGCGAGGAUCUCGGCAAGUUUGGCCCCAUUGACACUGUCAAGCUGGUCCGCGAAAAGAGCAUUGCUUUCAUCCACUAUCUCUCCAUCGCCAACGCUAUCAAGGCCGUCACGCAACUCCCUCAGGAGCCCAAGUGGCAAGCGCCCCGCCGUGUCUACUACGGCAAGGACCGUUGCGCCUAUGUCUCCAAGACUCAGCAGCAGAACGCCGCCCAGUAUCUAGGAAUUGCACCUGGCUAUGCGCACAUGCUGACUGGUGCCGACCGCGAUGUUAUCUCCAACGCCUUGGCCCAGCAGUCAGUUGCUGCUGCCGCUGUUGCCACCACGGCCGGAGGGCUCAACAACCUGGGUAACCGCACCAUCUAUCUAGGUAACAUCCACCCGGAGACUACAAUUGAAGAGAUAUGCAACGUUGUCCGUGGUGGACUGUUGCAUCAUAUUCGAUACAUUCCUGACAAGCACAUUUGCUUCGUCACCUUUAUUGAUCCCACAGCUGCCGCUUCCUUCUACGCUCUAAGCAACCUUCAAGGCCUCAUGAUUCACAACCGUCGUCUCAAGAUUGGAUGGGGCAAGCACUCUGGUGCUCUGCCUCCCGCUAUUGCACUAGCCGUCAGCGGUGGUGCUUCGCGCAACGUCUACGUCGGUAAUCUUGACGAAACUUGGACCGAGGAACGUUUGCGCCAAGACUUCUCCGAGUAUGGUGAAAUUGAGCUGGUCAACACUCUACGUGAGAAGAGCUGCGCCUUUGUCAACUUUACCAACAUUGCCAAUGCUAUCAAGGCCAUCGAGGCCAUCCGUGGCAGAGAUGACUACAGAAAGUUCAAGGUUAACUUUGGCAAGGACCGAUGCGGUAACCCGCCUCGCCAGAUGCAGCAGACCUCCUCGCCGCGCAGUGAUGGUGUCGGCUCUCCUCAGACUGGCGGCUCGCAGAACGGAAGUUCGCCAUCGAAUGACGGCAACCAGCAGUCUGCGGCGCUGUUCAACGCCAACAACAAUCCUCUCACCAUGUACCUGAGCCAGCUCUCCCAGCACGCCCACCAACAACAGAAUCAGCAGCACCUCCAGAUGGCUGCCCAACAGAACGCCAUGUUUGGCACUGCGCAGUCUCCUGGAAAUGAGCUGGGUCUUGACAUGCCCCAGCCUCAGCUUGGCUCUCACGGCCAGUCGGCAAGCAUCUCCAACGGCUAUCCCACCAGCAUUGGCGUCUCCGGCUCGACCACGAUUGGUGGUCUCCUGGCUCCUGGCAGCGGCCGCGGCUCACACAGUCGUGCCGUAAGCCUACCUGCAUUCGGGCCUGGCUUUGAGAAUGGCGGCAACAGCCCCAACAGCGUGCAUGGCAGCAACGGUAGCGAGGGCGAGCAGCAGCGACGCGGCCACCAAUACCAAGCUAGCUACAGCGGGAUGGGCGGCAACGGCUUCGGUCUUGCCAUUCAGAGCGGCCUUAAUGGCUGGGCCGAAGAGGAAGUGGCCAACUAA